Messenger RNA from Hevea brasiliensis (rubber tree), 2197 nucleotides. Its product is annotated as plastidial pyruvate kinase 2. The transcript has 12 exons. Gene Ontology annotation, molecular function: potassium ion binding; magnesium ion binding; pyruvate kinase activity. The coding region runs from base 220 to 1956 and encodes 578 amino acids. NCBI's taxonomy places the organism in Eukaryota, Viridiplantae, Streptophyta, Magnoliopsida, Malpighiales, Euphorbiaceae. The record is from RefSeq and is a predicted model, not a curated record. Gene Ontology annotation, biological process: glycolytic process. Gene Ontology annotation, cellular component: cytoplasm; chloroplast stroma.
UGAAAAGAAAAACACAAAAUCCUUGCAGUUCUUCGAUACAAACUAAGUCGAAGUUCUGUCCCUCGUCUCGAUUCCUUUCUCUCUAAUUCCGCCAAACCUUGCGGCGAUUUCUCCAACCUCUUUAACUCAGCCUCUCUGUGUCCUUUAUACUUUAAAACAGACUUCUCUCAUUCAGCAGAGCUCUCUUUGAAAUUUUCUUUCUACAACAGUCUCUCAACAAUGGCUCAAGUGAUGGCUACGGGAUCGAUCCAUGGUUCAUUACUGUGCCGUAGCUCUGGAUCGCUACAAGCGCGAGUUGAUAAGCUAAAGCCUUCAAGUUUUGCUUCGAAAGUGUUGGCAAGUGAGGAGAACAAGAGGGAGAAGAACUGCCUCAAAAUUGCCCCUAGAAGCACUCAAAUUGCGGCUGCUAAGAGAUCCGUACGUGCUGAGCCUGAAGUUAUUCCCGUCUCGCCCGAGGAUGUACCGCAGAAAGAAGACCAGGUUCUGCAUUUACAGCAAUUAGGCUACACUUCAGUGGGUGUGUGGUCCAAGCCCACAGUUAGACGCAAGACAAAGAUUGUUUGCACCAUUGGUCCUUCAACCAACACAAGGGAAAUGAUAUGGAAGCUGGCUGAGGCUGGAAUGAAUGUUGCCCGAUUGAAUAUGUCUCAUGGAGACCAUGCAUCUCAUCAGAAAGUUAUUGACUUGGUUAAAGAAUAUAAUGCACAGUCCAAAGACAAUGUCAUUGCAAUCAUGCUUGACACUAAGGGUCCUGAAGUCAGGAGUGGUGACUUGCCUCAACCAAUCACAUUAACACCAGGACAGGAAUUUACUUUUACAAUUCGUAGGGGGGUUGGCACUGCUGACUGUGUCAGUGUUAACUAUGACGAUUUUGUUAAUGAUGUAGAAGUUGGUGACAUGCUUCUUGUUGAUGGUGGUAUGAUGUCACUAUUGGUGAAGUCCAAAACAGAGGACUCAGUGAAAUGUGAAGUUGUUGAUGGUGGAGAACUUAAGUCUAGGCGUCAUCUAAAUGUUAGAGGAAAAAGCGCAACACUGCCUUCCAUCACUGAAAAGGAUUGGGAUGACAUAAAAUUUGGGGUGGACAAUAAAGUUGACUUCUAUGCAGUUUCCUUUGUAAAAGAUGCACAAGUAGUUCAUGAAUUGAAGAACUAUCUUCAAAGCUGCGGUGCAGAUAUACAUGUGAUUGUAAAGAUUGAAAGUGCAGAUUCUAUAGCAAAUUUGCAUUCAAUAAUCACAGCAUCUGAUGGGGCAAUGGUUGCAAGAGGAGACCUUGGUGCAGAGCUCCCCAUUGAGGAGGUUCCACUUUUGCAGGAAGAAAUUAUCAGACUGUGCCGAAGCAUGGGGAAGGCUGUUAUUGUGGCAACAAAUAUGCUGGAAAGCAUGAUUGUUCAUCCAACUCCAACCAGAGCAGAGGUAUCUGAUAUUGCCAUUGCAGUUCGUGAGGGUGCUGAUGCAGUAAUGCUUUCUGGAGAAACUGCUCAUGGAAAAUUCCCAUUGAAAGCUGUGAAAGUUAUGCACACAGUUGCAUUACGAACUGAAGCAACCAUAGCUAGUGGUACAAUGCCACCAAAUCUUGGUCAAGCGUUCAAGAACCACAUGAGCGAGAUGUUUGCGUAUCAUGCAACCAUGAUGUCAAACACUCUCGGAACCUCAAUUGUUGUCUUCACCAGGACUGGCUUCAUGUCUAUAUUACUGAGCCAUUAUCGACCUUCUGGCACUAUUUUUGCCUUCACAAAUGAGAAGAGAAUACAACAGAGAUUGGCUUUGUACCAAGGAGUUUGUCCCAUAUACAUGCAGUUUUCAGAUGAUGCAGAAGAAACAUUUGCAAAUGCCUUAUCAGUGCUCAAGAAUCAAGGGAUGGUAAAGGAAGGGGAGGAAGUUGCACUUGUUCAGAGUGGCAGACAACCAAUCUGGCGGUUCCAAUCUACACACAAUAUUCAGGUCCGGAAAGUGUAGUCAAAGAAAGAUGAUAAACUUACUAUGGCAUUUUAGAUUAGGAUAAUUUAUGGAGUUCUUAUCUGAGCACUAAAUGACUUCCGUUGUGGGAUUGCCAUCAUUCCAGCUCGUUGUGUCUGCUUCCUAGGUUUUAACAGGAUUAUUUCUUAACGGUUUAUUUUGUCUUCUCUUUUUCCCUGAUACGCACGUGUUAUAUGAUGCUUUAGAACAAGUCGCAGUUGAAUGAAAAUUUUUCCCAAGA